Molecule: messenger RNA, 2184 nt
Organism: Trypanosoma rangeli
Lineage: Eukaryota; Euglenozoa; Kinetoplastea; Trypanosomatida; Trypanosomatidae
Exons: 1
Coding region: 1-2184 (727 amino acids)
Biological process (GO): protein processing
Cellular component (GO): membrane
Source: RefSeq, a predicted model, not a curated record
AUGCAACGACUUUCCGAGCGGUGGAGGUUGCUUGUCAUGCUGUGGAUUGCCGCGUGGCUAGUGGCAUGCGGCGUCGCCGCUCAAAGUGGCUUUUUAGGUGAUAUUCCGGCGGCACCACAUGAUGCAGCGUACGGUGCGUACUUCCGCAACUACCCAACAGCACGUCCCUGUAUUAUGACGGCGGCCUUCGCGGCGGUGGGAGAGGACGACAGAAGCAACGAGUCGGUUGCGUAUAGCGGCUGCAGAAUCGAAGAUAGGGCUGUCGUGCCGCAUUCUCUUCUUCUUCUUCAUGCGGCCGAAGUGGCACUAGCUUCGAUGGAAGCUUGUGGGGAUAAUGUGACGUCGCUGCAGGAGAUUCUCCGCGGGCUCCCACUUCCAGACACACUCUCUAGUAGUGGCAUUGGACUUGUCUUGUCGACGCGUGACAGCACCAACAACGACAAAAGGAAGAAGAAAAACGGGGCAGCGGAUAACACUCCAUAUGACAUGACAUGUUUCCUGGUCGCCGUUCAGCGCUACAAUGCGCUGGUGAAUAAUCAUACGCAUGGUUCAACGCCACUUAUCUCGGCGGUUGUUUUUUCUGGCGACAGACGAAUUUUCCGCUUCUCCGGUGGUCGUCGCAGCGGUGAGGAACUGCUGCUUCCCCAUGAAGUUACGAGUGUGUAUGACUUUGUCCUUCUCUACUUUCCCACUACCGGCGGCCGUGGCCCUGUGGAUAGUGGGUGGGCGGCGCUCAUGGAUACAGCCGAGUUUAACCGUAUUCAUUGGGUCAGGGGCCACACCUACCCACAGAGCGUCUUGGAGACACGCAAUGGUAUGAUGCUCGCGGCCUCCUCCGCCUCACCCGCGCGGGCGCGGAGUUGCUUGGAGGGUCCCUCGCCAUCCUGUGCUCCGUUGGGAGGCUGGACUGUGUGGACGAGCACCGCUGACAUGCGGUGGGGGUGGAACCCGGCGUCACUGGACUUUGAAAAGAAGACGCGCAAAGGCGCUCUCGCACUGUUGGUCGCCUCCACCGCCGUGUCACUUGUCAAGGGGGAGACUCCUGGUGCGGACUGUCCAGCAAGCGCCGUCGUCGCGACAUUGGCGGUGUUGGAGGCGCUGCAGCGCGUGGGUGAGGGUGCCAACCGCGACGUUUACGCUUUCUUUUUUCCCGGCGAGCACGUGGGCGGCGUCGGGAGCGCCCGCUUCAUCUCCGACGCGACGCUGCUAGAAUGUGCCCGAGCCGGCCUCAGCAACUGUACGGCGCUGGCGUACAAAGACAACCUGAACUUCACCACGGUGGAUUUUGGCGCCAUUGACACGUUCCUCGUGCUGGAUCAGGUGGCCUACCAGGACGCCCCGUUGUAUUACCACGUUGACAGCCGUGUGGGGACGGGAUCGGCGCAGCAGCAGAAGGCAGAAAUGGAACUGAGGAGGCGUGGCGUGCGACGAGCCUCCACCGCGCGACUGCCGUAUUCCCCCAUCACGACUCUGCUGGAUCUCCUUCCUUCGGCAGCGACAGCGGGCGAUAAGGUGUUUCUCACACUCACUCGCUACAACACAACGUACGUGAAUCCUGAUGUUUUUACCGUUCUGGAUACGACAACGCAGCGCUCCGCACUCCGGGCGGCAUCGGUUGCAGAGGCGGCUGAUGUCGUUCUGCGUCUGCUGCUUCCACACACAUACUCUGCCGCCGCGCUCUCUCCUACUCCUCCUCCUCCUCCUCCUCCUCCUCCUCCUGAGGCGUCGGUAAAUCACAGUCUCGUAGAGCUACUGUGGGGGUGCUUCACAGAUAAUUUGCACUGCAGCUUUCUUUCCACGUCAGAAGGCGCGGUAGCGGCCGCCACCUCACCUGACUACGGUGUGGGCGUUAUGAUGGGUGAUGGCAUCACUAAUACUCAGGCAGCUAUAGAGGCGGCGCUUCAGUGCAUCGGCUGGAACGACGUUGCGCGGUCUCCGGCGGUGCCGAUGUCACUGCGCAUUCCUCAUGGUGACUGGGGUGCGACGUGGGAGCAGGACAAGGCAUGGAUGCGGCAGCACAACAACUCACGAUACGCACUGCACGUGAUGAGCCUUUGGCGUGAGGAUAUCGGUGCCAGAAGCACAAUGGUGGAAUCUGAGGCUGUGGCUCUGGUAUUUUUUUGUCUCGGUAUCACUUUUGCUGUCGCUGUCCUUUUAGGCGUUAACCUGUGUGUGAAGAAGUAG